Molecule: messenger RNA, 1781 nt
Organism: Myzus persicae (green peach aphid)
Lineage: Eukaryota; Metazoa; Arthropoda; Insecta; Hemiptera; Aphididae
Exons: 6
Coding region: 229-1416 (395 amino acids)
Source: RefSeq, a predicted model, not a curated record
UAAUCAUAUAGAAUAUAUUAUCCGUGUAACUAAUUCUUAAUUUUUUUCUCAGCUGAACGCCUGAACAUCACAAUUUCACAGUUACAAAAUACUUGAACAUUUUUGUUUAGUUUUUCAAUUUUUUUCCACUGUCAUUUGAAUACCAAUCAAUAUUAAUUUAUAAACAUUUGAAAGUACCUAAGAAAAACUCGAAAACUGUGUUUUCAUUAAGGCAUCCGUUCAAUAAAAAUGUCAUUGAUAAUAAAAACUGCGACAAACAUUUGGGAAAUGGAAAAAGGAUUUGAUAUUAUUUUAUUUAUUGAUAAAAACGAUGUCUACAACAGAGACUACUGGAAGGACGAAUGUUUUCGUCGCAUUAAUGACAAAUAUCCAUUCCAAAAGUUGUUCAAGACGAGUAUUAUAAACGUGUCGGGAAAAUCGUGCGCGCUCGUGUAUUCGGUGUACGGCGAGUCGAUAUGCUGUUUGUUGCUCAACUGGCAGCGACAUCAGCGGAAAAACGAAACCAACAACUCAAAACACAGCUACAGCAAGGAGAGGAAGAAAAAAAGAGCCGACAGCACUGCGUCCGACGUCGAAUGCGGACUGCGGACAAUCAGGGACCGAUUGGUCGGAUACCGGUAUUUGGCGGUGCAGCGCCGAGCGCGGCCGGUCGCGUACGAUUUCGAACUCAUUUUCCGGACGGUUUUCCGCGGAGGCAGUGGCGAAUUGUGGCUGUGCGGCCAGCGGAGGCAUUUUCCGUCGCCCCGUGAACGCGUUAGGUUAGGAUUAACCUACAAGCGCCGCUUCAAGGUUAUCACUAAAAAUAACGCCAUCGAUCGCAAAUCGUCGAAUAAAAUAAUAUUACCAGUUGUGACGACGUUUACCCCGAAAUCGGCAUCAGCGAUACCGGCGAUAACAAACACCAUCGAACUGCUGCUAUCCGACAACGAUUACGAGAAGACGACUAUGCAACAACCAAAUAUACCAGUAAUUAAAACGAUACCUGAAAAUGUUUGGGAAUUAGACACAGACGUUGACAUCAUUUUAUUUAUCGACAUGGACCUCGUGUACACGGACGAUUGGAAAGACGAAGUGGUGGAACAUGUCAACGAUCGUUAUCCUUUCAAAGAUAGGUUGUUGGAAGACAUACAGAUCAUGCCAAUGGGCUCAGGCACCGUACAAAUAUAUCGGCAAAACGGGGUGUCGAUAUUUUGCAUAUUCUUUAGCAACCGCAUGACCACCCUCAGCGACUGGAUGGAAGACGCGCUGAUCGACAUGAAAAGAUUCUUAGCGGGUCACAUACAGCUGGCCAUCCAACAGGACCUGUCCCUCUCAGAGUUUCAAUCGAGUGUUUACAGUAAUCUGUUUAAUUUUUUCCAAUCGGUGUUCACAUAUGAUAAAGUUGUGAUUUGGUUUUGUGGCAGUGGUGAUGUAUAGUGCUCGUGAGUGGGAAAAGAGGGGGGGAAUCAAUAUAUAGGUAUAGUAUAUUUUGUGAAUUUCAAAUGUAUCUUUAACAGUUAUAGAUUCCAAUAUUUGAAUCAUUUUUUUUAUUUAUUAUUUUGUAUAACGAACAGAAUUUUUAAUGUUUUUGCCUGAUUGAGUGUCUUUUAAGUUUGCCUGUAUAAAUAUAUUGAGCUAUAAUCUAUAGGUGCCAUUUUUAGCAUUGUUUACCUGCUGUAAUAUAAGUACUCCCAUCUGAAAUCUUUCUGUACGAAUUAAAUGUAAAUCCAUUUUUUAUAAUAUUUUACCUGUAAAAAUUUGUUGAUAAUUAAAAUGAAAAUAUAUACAUUUUGUUGAAAAUA